Fusarium tjaetaba is the source of this 2052-nucleotide messenger RNA. RefSeq names its product plc-like phosphodiesterase. The coding region runs from base 1 to 2052 and encodes 683 amino acids. Gene Ontology annotation, molecular function: phosphoric diester hydrolase activity. The record is from RefSeq and is a predicted model, not a curated record. Gene Ontology annotation, biological process: lipid metabolic process. NCBI's taxonomy places the organism in Eukaryota, Fungi, Ascomycota, Sordariomycetes, Hypocreales, Nectriaceae. The transcript has a single exon.
AUGGUUUCUUUUUCUGAUGUUCUGAAUCCUAGUAAGGAUCCGCCCGUGCCGUGGAGUCAGGCCGAACCACUAGUUCCUGGCCCCUACAAUGCUGGGACACAAUUCAAGCCAGCAAUUUGCGAGUUCCAGGGCAAGAUAUUUCUUGCCUGGGCUACAAUGCCAUCCGAUGGUAACCCACCAUCGUUCAGCUUUACUCACUGGCUGCCGUCUGACAAUGGCUGGGCUCCCUUCACCGUUGUUCUACUCGGCAAUGCGAAGCAGUGCAAUACAUCCACUAUGGUCGUGUUCAAGGGCGUUCUAUACCUAUUCGUGCCAUAUACAUCUAUCACGGGCUCCAUCUCAGCAUGCGCCAUCUAUAGCUACAAUGAGACAACCUUUGAGUACAUUUGCGACUGGGGCUCACAAUGGUGUAACGCCCUGUCGGCCAUUGUUUACAAUGAUAUCUUGCAUGUCGUUGGCUACAAUCAAUCCGACGACGAUCACUUCAUUUGGACUUAUUCAGACCCGGAUACAACGGACAUUGACUUGAUAAGUUCCACCAUGGGCUUCAACGGGAACUCAAAGAUCAACGAGCAAACUUCUAGUAACCCGGCCCUGGUUUUUCGAGAUGGCCAUGUUCGCUUGAUGUUUCUUUCCCAUAGUGACUAUCGCUCAAUUUUGGAGAUCACCCUGGAUAUGGAAACUCAGCCUCCUUCAUGGUCUAGUAAUGUGGCAGUCCCCGGCGAGUCUGGCGACAGCGGCAUCAGUGCCACUUCCACUCCUACUGGUGCAGAAGCAUGGAUCUGUUUCAAAACUCAUGGUGGCUAUAACAAUCUUAUGUGCCGCUGGGAAAGGAAGUCGAAUUCUUGGACUUCAAACCAGCCUAUGGGUGAUGGCAUGAUUCUCUGGUGUGAGAACGAGGCAGCAUUGUUAUACUCCGACUCCUGGGUUUACGCAGUGUGGAACUCCCCUUUACAGGGCGGCUCCAUCUACUGGUCUCGUCGGCCGAUGAAACAAAUCAGCCCUGAAAAUUGGAUGGGUAGUCUUGAUGAUCAAAGCAUCAGCAUCGCGGCGUUAUCGAUCCCAGGAACACAUGAUUCUGCUACUAGCGCCUGGUAUAACCCUGACCUUGGCCUUUUGCGAACCCAGGAUAUGUCUAUCACCCAGCAGCUGAAUGCAGGUAUCCGAUAUCUUGAUCUACGAGUAGGCUAUGGACAUAGACAAGACACCAGCGGCGCAGAAAUAGAUACUUUCGUGGCUGUUCACGGAGAUUUUACUAUCGACUUGACGGUUCAGAUGAUCUUUACCAUGCUUUACGAGUGGCUCGACGCUCAUCCAACUGAAGCAAUCGUCGCUCAGAUGAAGGCAGAUCAAACACUUGCUAACCCACAGCUGGUAUCAGACAGCGUGAACGAUUUAGUGAUGGCGAACCCGCAGUACUGGGCUCUUGGCGAGACGAUUCCCACACUGGACCAAAUCAAAGGCAAGAUCCAGCUGAUACGUCGUUUCCCUCGACCAGACGCCUAUAACGGCACCUCAACAACUUUUGGAAUCAACGCCACGAACUGGCCAAAUAACGAUCAAGGAGAUAUCAACAAUCCACUCAUCAACCCGAAUAGCCCACCCGUAUCUCUUGCGAUAGAGGACCAUUACUGCUACGACAAUGACGGAGACAUUGCCCUAAAGAAGAAAAAGGAAAUGGUCAUUGAUUUCAUUUCCCGGGCCGUAUCAUCAUGGGACGCUUCAACAGAGCCAAAUGCUCCGAUAAAUCCGACAUGGUUCAUUGGCUACACCAGCUAUGUCACUAGUACUGCUGGGCCUGACUUCUCCUCAUUUCCCAAUGUUGUCAAGGUUGCAGACUCAAACUUCAACUACGCUACCAAAGCACUUGGGGGUGAUACACCGCUAAAUGAGGCACUGGAGAACUAUAUCAAGUCUCAGGGCGGGCCAGGUGUCCCAGCCAUGGUCGGAACUGUGGUUAUGGACUAUCCCAAUUUGAACUCAGGAACACUAAUUGAAAGCAUUAUCUGGACCAACAAACUCAAUACAGCAGGUUUUUCGGUUAGUCCAUAA